AUGUCUGAUUCCAUCGACCUCAAUUUGGACGCGCCGAGCGAUCUCCAAGACAUUCCGGACCUGGCGACUCAAUUGAUACCUCCUCCGGAAGGAACAUACCCUGACAAAGCAUCCCUACUCGCAGCAGUUCAAUCGCAUGGCAAGGCCAAUGGUUACAAUGUGGUCGUCAAAUCAUCAAGCACGCCUACAGAAAAGAAACCUGGUCGGACAGCCAAAGUAUGGCUGCGUUGUGACCGUGGAGGACACUAUCGUCCACGCAAUGGCCUGACUGAAGAAACACGCAAGCGGCGACGCACCUCCCGUCUGAUGGACUGCCCGUUCAUGCUCGUUGCAGCUGGAACUCCCGGCAUAUGGACUCUGACGGUCUUGAAUGCGACACAUAACCACGGACCAGUUGCCGAGAAGCCCCGGCAAGUAUCUCAGCAGAAGGUUCGAAAGGGCCAACUCCCGGCAGUCCCAUAUGACUGGCCUCAUGAUGCCACUUUCACACCUUACACGACAGCCCUGGUUCUAAUUGAUAUGCAGAAAGACUUUUGCGCUCCCGGUGGAUAUCUCGAGUACCAAGGAUAUGAUAUCACCGCUGCCCAAGUUCUUAUCCCCAAGCUUCAACGAUUGUUGCAUGCAUUCCGCUCCGGAGGAUUCCCCGUGUACCACACUCGCGAAGGACACCGGCCAGAUCUUUCUACCCUUUCCAGUCGGGAAAACUAUCGCUCUCGCAACAACAGCACCGGCCUGGGUAUCGGUUCCCCCGGCCCAAUGGGUCGCCUACUUAUUCGUGGUGAGAUGGGGCACGACACUGUAGAUGAGCUUUAUCCCCUUCCCGGUGAACCUGUUAUUGACAAGCCUGGUCGAGGGGCAUUCGCGCACACUGACUUCGAGCUCCUUUUGCGCAACAAAGGCGUCAAGAAUCUUGUUAUUGCCGGUGUGACCACUGAUGUAUGCGUGUCAACCACAAUGCGCGAGGCCAACGACCGCGGAUUCGACUGCGUGCUCCUGGAGGAUGGCUCCGCGGCAAGCGAGCCUGCCCUUCACACCGGAACCGUUGAGUCCGUCAAAAUGGAGGGCGGCAUUUUCGGCUCCAUUGCCAAAAUCGAUGAUGUAGUGAACGCUGUCGAGAACUUCAAAGCUGUCACCAUGAAGAAGCUGGCUCCUCAAAUGACCGUGUGA
Penicillium argentinense is the source of this 1167-nucleotide messenger RNA. Its product is annotated as cysteine hydrolase family protein. Lineage: Eukaryota; Fungi; Ascomycota; Eurotiomycetes; Eurotiales; Aspergillaceae. The coding region runs from base 1 to 1167 and encodes 388 amino acids. The record is from RefSeq and is a predicted model, not a curated record. The transcript is spliced from 4 exons.